Messenger RNA from Octopus sinensis (East Asian common octopus), 1425 nucleotides. RefSeq lists its product as uncharacterized. NCBI's taxonomy places the organism in Eukaryota, Metazoa, Mollusca, Cephalopoda, Octopoda, Octopodidae. The coding region runs from base 124 to 1425 and encodes 433 amino acids. The record is from RefSeq and is a predicted model, not a curated record. The transcript is spliced from 8 exons.
GAUACCUUAUCGGAGGAUAAGUUUAAUUUUAACUGGAGAAAUAAAGAUGAUUGGAAUGCUUUCAGUUUACUACAGUCUUCUGUCAGGGAAGAUGUUGAAAGAUGUCGGGAUUAUAAAUUAAAAAUGGAAUUAUUGGGGAAGAUUUCUAAAAAAUGCAUCGAGUGUGAUUGUAUACUUAAUGAAUAUUUGAGUUUUGUCGAAAAUUAUAAAUAUAAUAUUUCUUGGCAAAAUAUGAAUACCAUUCAUCAAGAACAUAAUGAAAUGUUGCAACGUUUUAAGAAUGACUAUGUUUUAAAUAAUAACUUGGAUGAAAUACAAACUCAUUAUAAAUUUAUCUUAGAAAAACAUACCUCUCAUUGGAUAAAAGAAAUGAUUGAUAAUAUAAAUCUUAAAUAUCAAAAUACAAAAAUAAAAUUGGAAGAAAGAGUAAAGUUAAUUGAGGAAUAUAUUGAGCUUUAUCUUUUUGUAAGAUCAACUCACUAUCUAGCAGAAGAUUUUUCAAUAAAUAUGCAAGUUUUAAUAACACUUGCAAAUAUUGAUUCGAAGAAAGUUAAAGGGUAUAUUGAUACUCUUGAAACCAGUCAUACUGAAUUAAAAACGACCAAUUUACUUUUUUAUUCUAUCGCUGAUAAUUUUACAUCUGAAGGUAUUAUUUCAUACCAAAAACGUUUGGAAAACUUGGGUAUUAAUGGAUGUUUAAAACAUGAGAAACCUAUUUUAGAUGAACUUUUAGAUUACAUCGAUUCUAUUUCCUUAGAUGAUCAAAUAAGCUCAGACGUAAUCAUACAAAUGGCGGAUAAUCAGAUAAAUUUUGAUAUAUCAUCAUCAAUCGAUAAAGCAUUGGAAAAAUUCAAUUUAAAAAAUCAACAAAUUUUGGAUUCAAUAAACUCCCGAAAGAUGGAAAUGCAAGAAUUAAUAAAUCAAAGCAAAAAACAACUUUUUAGAGAAGGAAAAAUCGAUUUUUCUAUCCAGAACAUCGGGAAACGGCUUGAAAGUUUGAUUCAAAAAGUUAUAAAUCAAAUAUUGAACAACUGCCAAAAUACUAAAGAAUUAAUAACAUCAUUAAAGCAGUGGAAUUACUUCUUUGAACAAUUUAACGAUAUUUACAGGAAUAUUCAAUCAAAACUUGAAAUUUUUUCUACUCAUGCAAGAUACGUUGAAUCCUUAGCGAAAAAACAAAAUAAUUUUGACGACAUUCUUCAAAGCUACAAAGAACUGGAAUCAGUAAUUGAAAAUAUGAAAUUAACAUUUUCAAUUAUAUCAAUUUACAUCCCUGCUGACGCCAUUGAUCCAUACAAGAUCGAAUUAGAUGAUUGCAGUUUUCAAUGUUACCAAUUAUCACAACAAAUUGAUAACCAUUCAAAAAUUGUUAAUGAAUCUCUUUCACAACAAAUUUCGGUUAUGAUGAAAUUAUUAUUUAAAUAG